Molecule: messenger RNA, 649 nt
Organism: Carcharodon carcharias (great white shark)
Lineage: Eukaryota; Metazoa; Chordata; Chondrichthyes; Lamniformes; Lamnidae
Gene: hspe1
Product: heat shock 10 protein 1
Exons: 4
Coding region: 222-530 (102 amino acids)
Cellular component (GO): mitochondrial matrix
Molecular function (GO): ATP binding; protein folding chaperone; metal ion binding
Source: RefSeq, a predicted model, not a curated record
AGCGCCUGAAUUCUUGUGACUAUAAAAUGCAGCUAGGCUGUUGCUCGGGCGUGAAUUUUAGAGUUUGCAUGGAUUGAGUGUUUGUCCAAACGUAACAUUCUUCUGACGUUCGAGGUCACGUCGCCGGGUUCGAAGGUAUUUCCUCACGUGGAGAGGCUCCCGUCGCUACUGUUGCAGCAGGCUCUGCUCAUUUCUAGCACUUUCUAUAAGCGGUAGCAGGCAUGGCAGGUCAGGCGUUCAAGAAGUUUCUGCCCCUCUUCGAUCGUGUUUUGGUGGAAAGGGUUGCAGCAGAAAAGGUAACAAAAGGCGGCAUCAUGCUUCCAGAAAAAUCCCAAGGUAAAGUGCUUCAAGCAACCGUUGUAGCGGUUGGACCUGGCAACCGAGUAAAGAAUGGUGACAUCCACCCAGUUAACGUAAAAGUUGGUGAAACAGUUCUACUCCCAGAAUAUGGAGGGACUAAAGUUGUCCUGGAUGAUAAGGAUUACUACUUGUUUAGAGAUGGCGAUAUUCUUGGAAAAUACACAGCAUAAAUUUUGGAUGUUCCCUCAGUUUUAAGAAACUGACCAUUCCGUGAAGUACCUACCUUUUUGUUUCAGCCUGUAAAUACCAUUUUUUGAGCUUUGGUACAAUAAAUUCAUUGUUAAACCUU